This is a messenger RNA of Vicugna pacos (alpaca), 2279 nucleotides long. RefSeq names its product interleukin 17 receptor B (gene IL17RB). The record is from RefSeq and is a predicted model, not a curated record. Lineage: Eukaryota; Metazoa; Chordata; Mammalia; Artiodactyla; Camelidae. Gene Ontology annotation, molecular function: interleukin-17 receptor activity.
GAUGGCCUCGGGCCAGGAUAAGAGCGCCGCACUAGGCUGGGUCGAGCCGGCGCGUUGGCGGACGGUGGCUCCGCGAUGUUGUUAGUGAUGCUGAGUCUGGCGGCGUUGUGCGGGGGUGCGGUGACCUCGGAGCCGACAAUUCAGUGUGGCUCUGAAUCCGGACCAUCUCCAGAGUGGAUGGUCCGACAUACUCUGACCCCAGGAGACUUGAGGGACCUCCGAGUGGAACCUGUUAAAAGCAGUGAUGUGAUGGAGGACUAUUCAAUUUUCAUGAACAUAAGCUGGAUACUCCGGGCUGAUGCCAGCAUCCGCUUGCUGAAGGCCACCAAGAUCUGUGUGACGGGCAAAAGCAACUUCCAGUCCUACAGCUGCGUGAGGUGUAAUUAUACCGAGGCCUUCCAGACUCAGACCAGACCCUCUGGCGGCAAAUGGACAUUCUUCUACAUAGGCUUUCCUGUAGAGCUGAACACGCUCUAUUUCAUUGGGGCCCAUAAUAUCCCCAAUGCAAACAUGAAUGAAGAUGGUCCCUCCAUGGCUGUGAACUUCACCUCACCAGGCUGCCUAGACCACAUAAUGAAAUACAAAAAAAAGUGCAUCGAGGCAGGAAGUUUGUGGGAUCCAAACAUCACCGCUUGUAGGAAGAGUGAGAACAUGGUAGAAGUGAAUUUUACAACCAGUCCCCUUGGAAACAGAUACAUGGCCCUUAUCCAAAAUACCACUGUAAUCGGCACUUCUUAUGUGUUGAAGCACCAGAAUGAACAAACUCGAACUUCUGUGGUGGUUCCAGUGACCAGGGAAAGUGAAGGUGCUGUGGUCCAGCUGACUCCGUAUUUCCAUACCUGUGGCAAUGACUGCAUCCGACGCAAAGCAAUUGUUACGCUUUGCCCACAAGCAGGGGUCCCCUACCCUCGGGAUCACAGCAGAAGUGUCUUGGGUGGCUGGCUGCCUCUCCUCCUCUCGGCUCUGCUGGUGGCCACAUGGCUGCUGGCAGUUGGGAUCUACCUAACCUGGAGGCAUGAAAGGAUCAAGAAGACUUCUUCCCCUACUUCCACUCUACUGCCCCCCACUAAGGUUCUUGUGGUUUACCCAUUGGAAAUAUGUUUCCAUCACACGGUUUGUUACUUCACUGAAUUUCUUCAAAACCACUGCAGAAGUGAGGUUAUCCUUGAAAAGUGGCAGAAAAAGAAAAUAGCUGAGAUGGGUCCCGUGCAGUGGCUUACCACUCAGAAGAAAGCAGCGGAUAGGGUCAUUUUCCUUCUUUCCAAUGAUGUCAACACCAUGUGUGAUGGUACCUGUGGCAAGAGUGAGGGCAGCGCCUGUGAGAACUCCCAAGACCUGUUCCCCCUCGCCUUUACCCUCUUCUGCAGUGAUCUGAGAAGCCAAACUCAUCUGCACAAAUACGUGGUGGUCUAUUUCAGUGAAGCUGAUACCAGAGACGACUACAGUGCACUUGGCAUCUGCCCCACAUACCACCUCAUGAAAGACGUUACCGCCUUCCGCAAAGAGCUUUUCCACAUCAAGCAGCAUGUGCCGGUGGGGAGAAGGCUGCAAGCCUGCCACAACAGCUGCUCCUUUCUGUAGCCACCCACGAAGCAGGUGACCUUAAAGCCUUACUACCCCUCCAAUUACAGGGAAAAAAGCAUCUGUGAUGAUUCUGAAGUUUCCUGUACAGGUUACUUGUAGGGAGUAUUACAGUCAAACCUUGAACCACCCAGGGAUUAAGGAUUCUGACAUUUUAACUCUUCCAACUUUUUCUCUGAAAGCAUCUUUUUCUUAAUGCAGAGAUCACCAAAAGGCUGUUUGUAUUAGUAUUUGUAUUUUCCUAAGAAUGCUUAUUUUUUUCACAUAGUCCAAGACUGUCUGCUCUAGAAUGUGGAUCAGUUACAAGUGGAUGACUGUUAAAAUGUAGAUUAUCCUUAAAGGGCCAUGCCACUCCUUCCAAUACACGUCUUACAGAUAAAGACCACAAUGAAGAAACAGUGUCCAGAUUCAUAAGCAAAUACUUUGUACUGCCUGAGACAAUACAUUUAAUGUGAACGUUCACUUAUUUGUCAUAAUCAGUUUUCAGUGCCUGUAAAAGAAAGUGGACAUGGCUUAUGUCAAAACUUGGACCAGAAACCAACUUGAAUCAACACCUACCAGUUAUAAGAGCAAUAUGCUAUUAGGUGAAAAACUAUCAUAAACAGAAAUACUUAAUAUGCUUUUAGAACUAAGUAGCCAAUACUAAAUUGUGUUGAAGCAGCCUAGAAACAUAAAUAAAAAGAAACAUAAAUAAAAUC